CUUAGAAAAAUAAUGCUCUCAAAAUGAAGCAAUUGCUUUACAUUGGCAUCGAGAGUUACGAUGAGUACGGAACGUGCGAGUUACGGGUUACGGGUUACGAGGAGUUGCGCUUCAUCGGAAGGCGUCCGUUCAGCACAAACGAGACGCCACAAAACGAAGUGAACGACGGCACUUUGAUCGAGAGCGAAACAGCUUGUGGAAUGCUCACGUACAUCGCGUUUAUCGCCGCUUCUCGCAUUGCUCCCUUCCUCAAAUGCGUAUCAUUAAAACACGAAUUAAAGAGACCGCGCGAACUAGCCUCAGCAUCAUCACCACAGGGUCUCCCGUACUCUGCGUACGGGGGAAGUUGGGGAGAGAGUACGAAAUCAAGCGAGACGAUGCGAGAUGCGAGUAGUUUUUCUCGUUGAGGCCGCUGAUCGAGAGCUCGUCUCGCCGACACCCGAGAAAGAGAGAAAGAGAGAGAGUUCUAAUUCGCGAAAUCUUUAGACAGGU
Messenger RNA from Monomorium pharaonis (pharaoh ant), 492 nucleotides. RefSeq lists its product as uncharacterized. The record is from RefSeq and is a predicted model, not a curated record. The coding region runs from base 24 to 407 and encodes 127 amino acids. The transcript has 2 exons. NCBI's taxonomy places the organism in Eukaryota, Metazoa, Arthropoda, Insecta, Hymenoptera, Formicidae.